CCAUUGUUUGUCAAUGGCUGCUCCAACUUUCUCACCGUUUAAUGACCAUUUUACCCUUUACGAUACUUGCAUUAUUAACAAUGCAAGCUUCAACAAUGGUUUCAACAACAAUAAUGUCCACUUUCAUUAUCCUGUCACUUACCCUACUUUGUCAUCUUCUUAUAAUCCAUUAGCUACCCAACAACAACUCGUACCGGCCCCGUUACCGGACCUUACUCAAUCGUUCGGCUUCGGUCAUGAAUACUAUUCGAAUUUGAUCGGUCCUGAUGUGUGUGAUGAAGGAGGGUUCUUUUUUAUGGAUCCGGUUGAGCCAAUGCAGUUAUGCAGCCAGCCGGAUUAUUAUCCAUAUCCAUCAUAUCCAGUCGUUCAAGAUGUAACCCCCAUGGAGGAGAUGCAGCCAGAACUCCUACCGCCAUUGCCCGAAAUCUACGAUGGCGGUGGUUCUUCUACUGCAGUGCCAAGCCCAGUUAGGGGUAAUCUCUACAGUGGGGUAGGGUUUAACGCUACUCAAGGAGAGGAAAGGAGUGUGCAAAUGAAGGAGAAUAGCGAUGGACGGGGAAGAGUAUCCGCGCAAAGUAUGGCGGCGAGGGUGAGGCGAAGGAAGAUAAGUGAAAAGACAUCCGAGCUCGGGAAACUGGUUCCCGGAGGUCAUCGGAUGACAACCGCCGAGAUGUUUCAGGCGGCUUUUAAGUACAUUAAGUUCUUGCAAGCUCAAGUUGGUGUUCUUGAGCAAAUGCCCUCAUCUCCGGGGCUCGGUUCGGAACUCCAAGCUUUGCUGACGUGUCCUACGGUACAAGAGAAGUUAUACGCUGCGGGGAAGUGCAUCGUAUCGCAGACACUUGGCGAAACCUUAGCCGAUGAUCAUCAAAGAACGAAGAAUUAA
This is a messenger RNA of Helianthus annuus (common sunflower), 883 nucleotides long. RefSeq names its product transcription factor bHLH53-like. Bases 14 to 883 code for a protein of 289 amino acids. The transcript has 3 exons. The record is from RefSeq and is a predicted model, not a curated record. Gene Ontology annotation, molecular function: DNA-binding transcription factor activity; protein dimerization activity. Lineage: Eukaryota; Viridiplantae; Streptophyta; Magnoliopsida; Asterales; Asteraceae. Gene Ontology annotation, biological process: regulation of DNA-templated transcription.